UUUUUUUUUUUUUUUUUCCAUCCACUCCAAUGUUAGCCAUCACCCAAUACUGUCUAAAUCAGGGUUGUCGACAUCAUUUUUGUCGCGGGCCACAUUGUAGUUCCGGUUUCCCUCAGAGGGCUGUUAUGACUGAAACCAUAAAAAUCAUAUUGACGUGAAAUUUGUGAGUUAGUUUUGGUAUCAUAAAUCAAGGGUAUAAGUUUUUUUCAACUAUUGUUGAUGUUUGCUAACGUAAAAACGCUUGCAAUACCUCAAGAUUAUGAGUUAUGAUAUGACAAUUUGAAAUUUUGGUACAGAUUUGAACAAGAAUCACAGAAAUUGACAUACAUGAUUUGCCUUCGCGGGCCACGUAAAAUCGUGUGACGGGCCGGAUCUGGCCCCCCUGGCCUUAAGUUUGACACCUAUGGUCUAAAUCAGGGGUGUCAAACUCACAUUAUACUUACGGUUCCCCUUGGAGGGCCGUUACGACUGCGGAACCAUAAAAAUCUUUACCGCCUCAUUACAUAGUUACGUAUGAAAUUUAUGAACUCGCUUUGGAAUCAGAAAUCGAGAGUCAUGGGUUUUUCAACUAUUGUAUUUUGGUAACACAAAAAUGUUUGUAAUAUCUCAAUGUUAUGACAAUUUGUAAUUUUGGUGCAAAUUUGAACAAAAAUCACAGAAGUCAAUGCGUAUGAUUUGCCUAUGCGGGCCCCAUAAAAUCACGCGGCGGGCCGGAUCUGGCCCCCGGGCCUUGGGUUUGACACCCGUGGUCGAAAUAGUUAAGGCCGACGCGUUCGACAGUUCCGUGAAUUUGAAUACAAGAACUGUCUUUUGUAGCAUUUGUGUUUAAAUGUAUGGUCGGCCUGUGUUGGCCGGGUUCAAAAUGCUCACAAGUUCUGACUUAAAAGAGAAACAAAGCUCACUUGCUCAGGAAAUGAUGUGACACAUCCUUCCCUCGCUCCCUUCCUCCGUUUGUCAUCCCGUCACUCAAACGCGUCCACUCACAUCCCGACGUGCUCCGAGAUGAUAAUUGUUUUAUUCUGCCGCCCGGGUCAUUUCAUCAAACCUGUCGGGAACAAUUCGCUCUAUACGUUGCUGGAUUGGAGACGUCAACAAAACUACAGUAUUUGAAGUUAAAUGAGUCAUUUUCAGAGCAAGUUGGAGAAUUUCCUGUGGCACACCUAAUGGUCUUCCACGCCACACUUGAUGUAGAUUUUUAUCCACAGCAAACAAGAACUUGCUCGCUUCUCAGAUUCAGGGGCUUGAUGUGCUCUAAAGUACCGUCAUUUCCGGCCUACAAGCCGUGACAUUUUUCUCACACGCUUCCAACCCAGCGGUUUAUGCGGCGAUGCGGCUAAUUUGUGCAUUUUUUUUCUAACGGCCGCGAGGGUGCACUCGAGCGGAAAAGGUAUGAAUGAGACCGGUGGAAUAUAUGUGCCGAGGAAGUGACUUUUACCGGCCCUGUUAGCGCUGCGCUAGCGUUAGCACUGUGCCAACAUGUUGCUGCUGUGUUACUGCCGUGUCUCAAGUGAUAUUUACCGGUAAGUUUCAUUUUAACAAGCACUGUUAGCAUUAGUGCUAGCUUUACCGUGGCGUUCCCAUUAGCGUUAGCUUUAGCGCUAGGAUUAAACUUUUCUCUGUACCGUCUUUCUUUGUAAAUAUCUCACGUUUACCAGUAAAUUUUAUUUUAACCGGCCCUGUUAGCGCUAGCGUUAGUGCUAGCUUUAGCGUUAAACUCUUUCUGUGUACCGUUUUUUCUUCAGCUGCGGCGUAUGUAUGCACCAAUCGGUAUUUCCUUUCCAAAUGUACUCGGUGCGGCUUAUAACCAGGUGCGCUCUGUAGGCCGGGAAUUACGGUGGUUUGCGUAAUCCCUGUAAAAUUACAUCAACGUGCAGCGCUAACCAUUUUUACCACUGUACGUGUUUUAUAUUCAUAGAUUACACAUUUUUUUUUUCUUCAUUCAAAUACUUAUUUUAAUCGUGACUAUUAUGAUGUUAUCACAGGGUAAUGCUAAAGUGCGGCGCAUUCUGAUUUUGAUUCAAACUGUCUACUACAAUAGGAAAAGAAUUACGUUGUAAACCAAGAAAGUUAUGGAAAGAACUACAGUGACCCUAAAAGGUCAAAAAGGCUUGAUACUUGGAUAGUAAAGGUUGGGGAGCACUAAAUAAAUUAGAGGACAUAAUGACAAUUUUUCUGGAGGCAUGCAGUUUUAUUCAGAAUAUCUUGACAUUGGAACAGUUUUCCAAAAUUCCUGUCCUUAUUAUUUCUGAAUGUAGUUCACUGAAAGUUUGAGAUUUUUGUUUCCACUGCUACAUUUUGUAGCAUGGCGGAAACGAUGCUCAUCAACCUCAAGUGUAAGGUUAGUGUGGCGACCCAGUAUCCUUAUAAAAACCGCAAGUCCUAAACCGUCAAAUCCCGAUUGCCUCACAUCUGUCGGGAUGGAAAGGGUCUGAGUUUUCAUUUCGUUUGGUCCACUCGUCAACUCUCCCAACAUCUCUUCGAGUUCCUAAAAGUUCGUCUGAGAUUAAAGAUGAGUUGUUUGCCCCGGCGAUGUCCUUUUGAAGAGCUUCGGGCUCGUGCUCAAUGGCGGGAGGCGGCCGAGGUGAGAAUUGCAAAUAUUUAAUCGGGGCGGGAGGACGCGCCGAGUCAUGAUGGGACGCAGAACACUCCACACCUUGUUAUCGGAGACCUGGUACCAAGUGGAACGGCAUCUGGAGCGUUAAGGAGUGCGCGUGUUGUGUUUAGGGGAGGGGGGAAAAAAAAAAAAAAGAUUAUGUUGAAGCAUUUGGGCCUUUCCUCUGCUUUGACUGUGGGGCGCUUUGUCGUCAGGCCUCUUUCCUGGGGUCUCGUCGCCACGCAUCCCCCGUUCGGAGCAGAUGGGGGUCAAAGGCGAACGUGAGGCAGGAGGGGAUUUGCGUUACAGGGAUAACAUUCCCCAGAUAGACCAGAACGCCGUCGGGCCGAGGAACCUCCGAGCCAUCGGCGACCGAGCGAUAGCUUCUAUCUUUGGGCUGAUUGGACCCGCUGAGAGGUCGCUUAUCUGCAGGCUCUAUCGGCCCAAACUGUUGGCGAGAUCCACAGCAGACGUGCGCCCAUCCCCACGAGUACCUUACUGUUUUCAUGACCACGCGUCUCAAUGGCGGUUAAAUUUUGCUCACUGAUGGAGGGAACGAAGUACAAGUACCGUCAUUUCCGGCCUAUAAGCCGCGAUUUUUUUCACACGCUUUCAACCCCGCGGCUUAUGCAUCGAUGCGGCUAAUUUGUGCAUUUUUUUUCUAAAGGCCUCAAGGGGGCGCUCGAGCGGAAAAGGUUAGAGUGAAACCGGUGGCAUAUAUGUGCCGAGGAAGUGACUUUUACUGGCCCUGUUAACACUGCGCUAGCGUGUUACUGCCCCGAUUUGUACCGGGGACUGGUUCCGGGUGGCCGUCGGGGUCCCGUCGCCCUCCGUGCGCUCGCUGGGCUGCACGGCCCUGCGCCGCUACCACGGGCCCAGGAAUCCGGGAAAGGAAGCCGGCGGGUCGGAGUUCAGGAUGCGGAGGUGUCCGAGCGGCGAGCUUCUCGACCACGACGACAGCGCGGCGGACGUCCUGGACCACAAUGACUUUGUCCGUUUAGUGUUUGCAGAUGAAGACGACGACAUCAGCGCUUCUCUGUUGGCCGCAUCAGUGCACCCCUACCAGGAGCCGAGUAAGUUCAUCUCUCUGGACGGCAGCGGUCUGACCACGGCGGAUCUGGUGGCCUUGGGCCAGGGCUCCUACAAAAUAAAGUUAACUCCAGAGGCAGCGGACAAAGUUAAUAAAUGCAGAGCGGUGAUCGACGCCUUUACAGCGGAAGGAAAAGUUGUGUAUGGAGUCAACACCGGUUUUGGAAAAUUUGCCCACACACUCAUCCCAAAUGAAUUACUGGUGCAACUCCAAAAGAAUCUUGUCCUCUCCCACAGUGCCGGUGUGGGCCCCCCGUUGAGCGUGGAGAGGACCCGGAUGCUGCUGGCGCAGAGAAUCAACGUGCUGGCCAAAGGCUACAGCGGCAUCUCCAUGGAAACCCUUGAUGCCAUGAUCCAGGCCUUCAAUGCAUCUUGUCUGUCCUGGGUCCCCGAGAAGGGCACGCUGGGGGCGAGCGGCGACUUGGCCCCCCUGGCCCACCUCGCCCUGGGCCUGAUGGGGGAGGGCAGAAUGUGGUCGCCGCAGAGCGGCUGGGCCGACGCCAAGGCGGUACUUAAAGGACAUGGUCUCAAACCGCUCGUGCUCAAGCCAAAAGAGGGCAUAGCUGCCAUCAACGGCACCCAGUUUAUCUCGUCGCUGGGGGCGGAGGCUGUGGAGCGCGCCUGGGGCGUGGCCAGGCAAGCCGACGUCAUCGCCGCCUUAAGUUUGGAGGCCCUGAGAGGAAGCGCCAGACCCUUCCAUCGUGCUAUCCACGCGGUGAGACCACAUCCUGGACAGGUGGAGGUGGCCCAGAGGCUGUGCGCUCUUUUGGACUCUCCCGUUUUCCCCUCACAGAUUUCAGAAAGUCACAGGUGCUGCAAUCGUGUCCAGGACGCCUACGCGCUGCGCUGCAUCCCGCAGGUUCACGGAAUCGUGAAUGACACCAUCAAGUUUGUCCAGAUGAUCAUCACAACUGAAAUGAACAGCGCCACUGACAACCCUCUGGUGUUCGCUGAGAGCGGAGAGACUUUUUCCUGUGGGAAUUUCCACGGAGAGUAUCCCGCGAAGGCGCUGGACUACUUGGCCAUCGGUGUGCACGAGCUGGCCAGUUUAAGCGAGAGGAGGAUCGAGAGGCUGGUGAACCCGGCCCUCAGCGAGCUGCCGGCCUUCCUGGUCAAAGACGGAGGCUUGAACUCGGGCUUCAUGAUCGCGCACUGCACCGCCGCCGCUUUGGUAUCCGAGUCCAAGGCUUUGUGCCACCCGUCCUCCGUUGACUCCCUGUCCACCAGCGCCGCCACGGAAGACCACGUGUCCAUGGGCGGCUGGGCUGCCCGCAAAGCUCUCCGGGUCGUGGAGCAGGUGGAGCAAGUGCUGGCCAUCGAGCUGCUGGCUGCCUGUCAGGCUCUGGAGUUCCUGCGUCCGCUCCAGACCGCGGCGCCUCUGCAGAAGGUCUACCAACUUGUUCGCUCUGUUGUCAGUGCCUGGGAUAAAGACCGCAUCAUGAGCCCUGAUAUAGAAGCUGCGCACGCACUCCUCAGACAGCAAAAGGUGUGGGCUGAGAUUCAACCAUACGUGGACGAGUACAGGAACAAGAUGCAGGCGUGAGACAGCGGGAAAAUUAGAUUCAGUUUUAUUGGGCAUUUUUAUGCUAUAAAUAAAAAAUACUGUAAAGUUUA
This is a messenger RNA of Syngnathoides biaculeatus (alligator pipefish), 5296 nucleotides long. RefSeq names its product histidine ammonia-lyase-like. The transcript has 21 exons. Gene Ontology annotation, biological process: L-histidine catabolic process. NCBI's taxonomy places the organism in Eukaryota, Metazoa, Chordata, Actinopteri, Syngnathiformes, Syngnathidae. The coding region runs from base 3510 to 5225 and encodes 571 amino acids. Gene Ontology annotation, molecular function: histidine ammonia-lyase activity. The record is from RefSeq and is a predicted model, not a curated record. Gene Ontology annotation, cellular component: cytoplasm.